CGCUUGCCGUAGUUGUCAGUGCGGACUCGUACUCCUCGGGGCGAAUGAAAGAAGAUGUCUGUGUCGGUGUGGCAGCAGUAGGGCACCUUUAAACAUGUCUCUUAAUGGAGGGGGAAGCAGAGGAUUUUACUUCAACACCGUCUUGUCUCUGGCCCGCUCCCUGGCAGCCCACCGGCAGGCGCCCAUAGAAAAGGUCCAGAAGCUACAAUGCAUGUGCCCCGUGGACUUCAGAGGAGUCUUCCAGCUGGAUGAGAGGAGGAGAGAUGCUGUCAUUGCACUGGGGAUCUUUCUGGUUGAGUCAAACCUGCAGCACAAAGACACCAUCGUCCCGUACCUUCUUGGGUUGCUUAAAGGGCUUCCUAAAGUUCAGUGGAUUGAAGAGAGCUCUGAACGCAAAGGAAGGGAGAACCUUCCUGUCGCUGAGAACUUCACCUUUUCUCUUGUGACACUACUGUCAGAUGUUGCCCAGCGUGAUGAGACUUUACGAGGACAGAUCCUGGAGGCGCUCAUGGACAUCAUGCAGGUGCUGCAAGAUAUCUGCAAGACUCUGGAGGAUCAUGAUAAAGACUACCUGUGCAGGUACACUGUGCCCACCCUGCUUGGUGUCGCCCGAGCAUUUGGUCGUUACAGCAACACAGACGAGCCGUUACUGUCCAAGCUGUUCCCUCGGCCAGUCACUCCCGUGCCGCCUACGGCUGAGGAAACUGAUGCGGCACACCGACGGUCCUUCAAUGACUUCCGCUCCAUCCUGCCGAGCUCUUUGCUCACUGUGUGUCAGGGAGACACUCUGAGACGUAAAGGCUCCUCUGUGUCCAGUCAGCAGGCCAGUCCUGAGAGAGCCUGUCUGACCCCCAUCUCACCUGCUGACCCCUCUGCACAGUACUUUGAAGGCUCAUACCUCCCUGACGGCAGCGCAGUGGACCCUGACUACUACUUCUCCACAAUCAGCUCCAGCUUCUCUGUCUCCCCUCUUUUCACUGGAAGCAGCACCGGAGAGUUUCACGUCCCUCUGGAUAUGCUCCGACAGCUCCUUCACAUGGUUGAACAAUUUGUCUCUGAGACAUUUUUAAAAUCACUGGAUGAGUCCCUGGCAGAACUUCUAGAGUUGAACCCUGGUCUUCAUCUCUACUAUAAAACCUUCAGUGAUCCUCUGUAUGUAGCCAUAUUUAAGAUGCUGAGAGACACCCUGUACAAUUUGAAAGACCUUCAGACAGACUACGUGAAGGAGGUUCAUGACUUUGUGCUGGAGCAGUUCAGCAGCAGCCAGUCAGAGCUGCAGAGGAUCCUGCAUGAUGUGGAGUACCUCCAGAGUGAACUGAGCCCGCUCAAACUGCGCUGCCAGGCCAACGCUGCCUGUGUGGACCUCAUGGUGUGGGCUGUGACUGAGGAGCAAGGAGCUGAGAACCUUUGCACCAAACUAUCAGAGAAGCUGCAGUCCAAGACAUCUAGUAAAGUCAUCAUCGCUCACAUGCCGCUCCUCAUCUGCUGCUUACAGGGUCUGGGUCGUCUGUGCGAGCGCUUCCCCGUGGUGGCGCACUCUGUCACCAUGUCGCUGAGAGACUUCUUGGUGGUUCCCUCUCCUGUCCUGGUGAAGCUGUACAAGUACCACAGCCAGUACACUCCAGCGGGUGGUGAGAUAAAGAUCCAUGUGACCAACGAGCACUCCCAGUCAACCCUCAGUACCCACUCCAGCAAGAAGAGCCAGCCGUCCAUGUACGAGCAGCUGCGGGACAUCUCCAUCGACAACAUCUGCAGGUGCCUGAAAGCUGGGCUGACCAUGGAUAAUGUCAUCGUAGAAGCUUUUCUCGCCAGUCUGUCAAACCGUCUCUACAUCUACCAGGAAAACGAUAAGGAUGCUCACCUGAUCCCAGACCACACCAUCAGAGCUCUGGGUCACAUCGCUGUGGCCUUGCGGGACACCCCCAGAGUGAUGGAGCCCAUUCUCCAGAUCCUGCAGCAGAAGUUCUGUCAGCCUCCGUCCCAGCUCGACGUCCUCAUCAUAGACCAGCUUGGCUGCAUGGUCAUCACAGGCAAUCAAUACAUCUACCAGGAAGUGUGGAAUUUGUUCCAGCAGAUCAGUGUGAAAGCCAGCUCCAUGGUCUACUCCACCAAAGACUACAAGGACCACGGAUACAGACACUGUUCCUUGGCAGUGAUAAAUGCUCUGGGGAACAUCGCAGCGAACCUCCAGGCGGAGCAGAUGGUGGACGAGCUGCUGGUCAACCUGCUGGAGCUUUUCGUCCAGCUGGGUUUGGAGGGGAAGAGAGCCAGCGAGAGGGCCUCAGACAAAGGCCCAGCUCUGAAGGCAUCGAGCAGUGCUGGAAACCUCGGUGUCCUGAUUCCAGUUAUCGCAGUGCUGACUAAACGGUUGCCACCAAUUAAGGAAGCAAAGCCACGUCUGCAGAAGCUCUUCAGGGACUUCUGGCUCUACUCUGUCGUCAUGGGAUUUGCUGUGGAAGGCUCAGGUCUGUGGCCAGAGGAGUGGUAUGAGGGAGUUUGUGAGAUAGCGACCAAAUCGCCGCUGCUCACAUUUCCCAGUGGGGAGCCUUUACGCUCAGAGCUGCAGUACAACUCUGCACUGAAGAAUGACACUGUCACUCCGGCGGAGCUGAAUGAUCUGCGUAGCACCAUCAUCAACCUGCUGGAUCCUCCUCCUGAGGUGGCUGCUCUCAUCAACAAGCUGGACUUUGCCAUGUCCACGUAUUUGCUGUCUGUGUACAGAUUGGAGUACAUGAGGAUGCUGCGUGCUCUGGACUCGGACCGUUUUCAGGUCAUGUUUCGAUACUUUGAAGACAGAGCGAUACAGAAGGAUAAAUCUGGAAUGAUGCAGUGUGUGAUCGCUGUUAGCGACAAGGUUUUUGAAGUCUUCCUGCACAUGAUGGCUGAAAAACCAAAAACCAAAGCCCAUGAGGAGGAGCUGGAACGUCACGCUCAGUUCCUCUUGGUCAACUUCAACCACAUCCACAAGAGGAUCCGCAGAGUGGCGGACAAAUAUUUGUCUGGCCUGGCUGAAACUUUCCCCCACUUGUUGUGGAGUGGCCGUGUGCUGAGGACCAUGUUGGACAUCCUGCAGACGCUGUCACUCUCACUCAGUGCAGACAUUCAUAAAGACCAACCUUAUUAUGACAUCCCGGACACGCCACACAGAAUCACUGUCCCAGAUACAUAUGAAGCCAGAGAGAGCAUCGUGAAGGAUUUUGCUGCACGUUGUGGAGAAAUCCUUAAAGAGGCUAUGAAGUGGGCGCCAUCUGUGACCAAGUCACACCUCCAGGAGUAUCUGAACAAACAUCAGAACUGGGUGUCGGGUCUCUCCCAGCACACCGGCCUGGCCAUGGCCACAGAGAGCAUCCUGCACUUUGCUGGUUACAACAGACAGAGCACCACAUUGGGGUCCACGCAGCUGACAGAGAGGCCAGCCUGUGUGAAGAAGGACUACUCUAACUUCAUGGCCUCCCUCAACCUCAGGAACAGAUACGCUGGAGAGGUGUCGGGUAUGAUCCACUUCGCCCAGGCAGUCCGAGGACAGUCGGAUCUGAGCCGGCUGAUGAUCAAGCAGAUGGGGGAGGCUUUGGACUCUGCACAGCCUGAGGCCUUCACUGAAGCCAUGUUCAAACUGGCUGCCCUGCUCAUCAACACCAAAGACUGCGAUCCUCAGCUCCUGCACCACCUCUGCUGGUCUCCUCUCAAGAUGUUCACGGCACACGGCAUGGAGACAGCCAUCGCUUGCUGGGAGUGGCUGCUGGCAGCUCGUGUUGGAGUGGAAGUACCGUUCAUGCGGGAGAUGGCUGGAGCGUGGCAGAUGACCGUGGAGCUAAAGAUGGGCUUGUUCUCCGACGCUCAGGUGGAGGCUGAUCCCCUGGCUGCGUCAGAGGAAAGCCAGCCUAUCCCCUGCCCUCCAGACGUCACCCCUCACCAAAUAUGGAUCGAGUUUCUGGUCCAGAGGUUUGAGAUAGCAAAAUAUUCCAGUGCAGAUCAAGUGGAGAUCUUUGGCAGUUUGCUGCAACGCUCACUGUCUCUGAACGUGGGCGGGGCUAAGAGUAGCCUCAACCGCCAUGUAGCUGCCAUUGGACCUCGCUUCAGGCUGCUGACUCUGGGUCUGGCUCUGCUCCACUCUGACGUCCUCACCAAUUCAACUGUGAGAAAUGUGCUCAGAGAGAAGAUCUACUCAACAGCCUUUGAUUACUUCAGCGUGUCUCCAAAGUUCCCCACCCAAGGCGACAAGAACCUGCGCGAGGACAUCAGCAUCAUGAUCCGUUUCUACGCCAGCAUCCUGUCUGACAAGAAGUACCUGGCAGCGUGCCACUUGGUCCCACCUGGUGAGCUUGGUACUACCCCAGCCCCGAGCACGCUCUCUGCCGGGAUAUUUGGAUCGCUUAUCGUGUCCAGCACUUCUCCGAUUUCUAUCUUAAAUAAUCAGGACUCGUCCUUGAACAGUCUGUCGGUGAUGAACGCUGCCGACCUCAGGAGCACCAUGGACUCCAGCGCUCGCUCCCAGCAGAGCGGGCAGGGAUGGAUCAACACCUACCCACUGUCCAGUGGCAUGUCCACUGCAUCCAAGAAGUCAGGCACGUCCAAGAAGAGCAACAGAGGAACGCAGCUGCACAAAUACUACAUGAAACGCAGGACCCUGUUGCUGGCCUUACUGGCCAGUGAGAUCGAACGGUUGACGACGUGGUACAACCCCCUCUCCACUCAGGAGCUGGCCAUCGCCACGGAGCAGUCAGUGGAGACCAGCAUCGCCAACUGGAGGUCCAAAUACAUCAGUCUGACCGAGAAACAGUGGAAGGACAACGUCAACCUGGCGUGGGGUAUCGCACCCUACCUGGCUAUGCAGCUACCAACAAGGUUUAAGAAUGACGCCAUUGUUGCCGAAGUGACGCGGCUGGUGAGACUGGACCCUGGAGCUGUCAGUGACGUUCCUGAGGCCGUCAAGUUUCUGGUGACGUGGCACACUAUCGACGCCGACUCUCCUGAGCUGAGCCACAUCCUGUGUUGGGCUCCAGCCGACCCGCCCACCGGUCUGUCCUACUUCAGCAGCAUGUACCCUCCUCAUCCUCUCACCGCUCAGUACGGUGUCAAAGUGCUCCGCUCCUUUCCUCCAGACGCCAUCUUGUUCUACAUUCCUCAGAUUGUGCAGGCUCUCCGUUACGAUAAGAUGGGUUAUGUGAGGGAGUACAUCCUGUGGGCGGCCCAGAAGUCUCAGCUUCUCGCCCAUCAGUUCAUCUGGAACAUGAAGACCAACAUCUACAUGGACGAGGAGGGACACCAGAAAGACCCGGACAUCGGGGAGCUGCUGGAGCAGAUGGUCGAGGAGAUCACAGGUUCUCUGUUGGGUCCGGCCAAAGACUUCUACCAGAGAGAGUUUGACUUUUUCAACAAGAUCACCAACGUGUCCGCCAUUCUCAAGCCGGUUCCAAAAGGAGAGGAGAGGAAACGGGCCUGUCUCAAAGCUCUGUCAGAUAUUAAAGUCCAGCCAGGCUGUUACCUACCAAGUAACCCUGAAGCCAUCGUGCUGGACAUCGACUACAAGUCUGGAACGCCCAUGCAGAGCGCUGCCAAGGCGCCCUACCUGGCCAAGUUCAAGGUGAAGCGCUGUGGGGUGAGUGAACUGGAGAGGGAGGGUCUCCGCUGCCCCUCGGACUCUCUGGAGGACGGAGAGGAGAAUCCAGACGGAUCACGCAGGGUCUGCUGGCAGGCUGCCAUCUUUAAAGUGGGAGACGACUGCAGACAGGAUAUGCUCGCUCUGCAGAUCAUUGGGCUCUUUAAGAAUAUAUUCCAGCUGGUGGGCCUGGACCUGUUUGUCUUCCCUUACAGAGUCGUGGCCACUGCACCCGGGUGUGGCGUGAUCGAGUGCAUCCCAGACUGCAAGUCCAGAGACCAACUCGGCAGACAGACGGACUUCGGGAUGUACGAUUACUUCCGUAACCAGUAUGGAGAUGAAUCCACCCUCGCCUUCCAGAAGGCUCGGUAUAACUUCAUCCGCAGCAUGGCCGCCUACAGCCUCCUGCUGUUCCUGCUGCAGAUCAAAGACAGACACAACGGCAACAUCAUGCUGGACAGCAAGGGCCACCUCAUCCACAUAGACUUUGGCUUCAUGUUUGAGAGCUCUCCUGGAGGUAACCUGGGCUGGGAGCCGGACAUCAAGCUGACAGACGAGAUGGUGAUGAUCAUGGGAGGAAAGAUGGAGGCCACGCCUUUCAAGUGGUUCAUGGAGAUGUGUGUCAGAGGAUAUCUGGCCGUACGACCCUACAUGGAUGCAGUGGUUUCUCUGGUGACCCUCAUGCUGGAUACAGGGCUGCCAUGCUUCAGAGGACAAACCAUCAAACUCCUCAAAGGACGGUUUAAUCCUCAAAUGAGCGAGAAAGAAGCUGCGGCGUUCAUCAUCAAAGUCAUCCAAAGCUGUUUCCUCAGCAGCAGGAGCAAAACGUACGACAUGCUGCAGUAUUACCAGAACCAAAUUCCUUACUAAAGUCUUCUGCCGGACCUCCACUGUACGUCCAACACAAGCAUCUCGACACAAGCAAUGCAAACCGUCUUUGGGGCGGUUUUAAUAA
Messenger RNA from Epinephelus moara (kelp grouper), 6554 nucleotides. RefSeq names its product phosphatidylinositol 4-kinase, catalytic, alpha a (gene pi4kaa). The transcript is spliced from 54 exons. Lineage: Eukaryota; Metazoa; Chordata; Actinopteri; Perciformes; Serranidae. The record is from RefSeq and is a predicted model, not a curated record. Gene Ontology annotation, cellular component: cytoplasm; plasma membrane. Gene Ontology annotation, molecular function: 1-phosphatidylinositol 4-kinase activity. Gene Ontology annotation, biological process: phosphatidylinositol phosphate biosynthetic process; phosphatidylinositol-mediated signaling. Bases 95 to 6469 code for a protein of 2124 amino acids.